Cordyceps fumosorosea ARSEF 2679 is the source of this 1533-nucleotide messenger RNA. RefSeq names its product Major facilitator superfamily domain, general substrate transporter. The record is from RefSeq and is a predicted model, not a curated record. The transcript has 4 exons. Lineage: Eukaryota; Fungi; Ascomycota; Sordariomycetes; Hypocreales; Cordycipitaceae. Bases 1 to 1533 code for a protein of 510 amino acids. Gene Ontology annotation, biological process: transmembrane transport. Gene Ontology annotation, molecular function: transmembrane transporter activity. Gene Ontology annotation, cellular component: fungal-type vacuole membrane.
AUGGCGUCCUCGUCAAUCAGCGACCAGCUCGACCUGGAAAAGGCGACGACGGCCCUCGGGGUGCCGACCCCGAAAUCGUCUACGGACCCCAGUAGUCCGGACGCGGUAUGUCGCGGCCCGGGCGGUGAGAAAAACUGUCAGGGAUGGGCCGCGGGGCAAGAGGCGCUUGCGCCGGCGUGCUCGCGCGUCGGUUCGCAUGCGCAAGAGGACGACGAUGAGUAUGGGAGUGAACACGACGACGACGACGGCGGCGAUGUGCCUACUACUGGUGUAGUGGGCAGAGUGCUGGGCCGGAUCACAUCCAAGUCGAGUAUUGAUCCGGGUCCGCCGCCGGACGGCGGUGUGGUCGCCUGGACGCAGUGUCUCAUCGCGCAUCUGGUCAUCUUCACCACCUGGGGCUGGGCCAACUCCUUCGGCAGCUUCCAGGCCUACUACACAACGCUCCUCGACCGCUCCCCCAGCGAGGUCUCCUGGAUCGGCUCCCUUAACGUCUUCCUGCUCUUCUUCGUCGGCACGCUGACCGGCCGGCUCACCGACGCCGGCCACUUCCGCGCCGUCUUCCUCGCCGGCGCCGCGCUCCUCGCCGUCGGCCUCUUCGCCACCGCCCAGUGCACCACCUACGCGCAGCUCCUCCUCGCGCAGGGCGUCUGCGUCGGCCUCGCACACGGCUGUCUCUUCUGCCCCAUGCUCGCCGUGCUGUCCACCUACUUCCGCCGCCGGCGCGCCCUCGCCCUCGGCCUCGCCGCCUGCGGCUCCGCCACUGGCGGCCUCGUCUUCCCCGCCAUGGUGAGGCAGCUGCUGCCGCGAGUCGGCUUCCCCUGGACCGUCCGCGCCGUCGCCUUCGUCCCGGUCGCCGUCGUCGCCGCCGCGAACCUCGGCGUCCGCACCAGGAUACGGCCCCGUGCGGCCGGGCCGCUGGUCGAGUGGCGCGCCUUUGCCGAGCCCGAGUAUGCAUUCUACGCCGCCGCCGCCUUCUUCAACUUUUGGGGCGUCUAUUUUGCCUUCUUCUACGUCUCUGCCUACUCGCGCGAUGCACUCAACCCCCCGCUCUCGUACCCAGACUCGCUCAACCUGUUGCUCAUUCUCAACGGUGUCGGCGUCGUCGGCCGUAUCGUCCCCAACUUCAUCGCCGAUCGCAUCGGCGCGGUCAACGUCUUCAUCCCCACGUCCAUCAUCGCCUCUUUGCUCGUAUUUUGCUUCAUUGCUAUCGACAGUCCCGCGGGACUAUAUGCCUGGGUCGUCAUCUAUGGUAUGGUCGGAGCCGGCAUCCAAAGUCUAUUCCCCGCCGCCUUGUCUUUCCUCACGACGGACCUGCGGAAGCUCGGCGUUCGCAUGGGCAUGAUCUUUACCAUAGUUAGCUUCGCUGUGCUCACGGGGCCGCCCAUAGCGGGAGCCAUUAUUGCAAGCCCUGCUGGGUAUACUGGAGCCAAGGCGUUUGCUGGGAGUUCUAUUGCUGUCGGAAGCGGCUUCUUAAUUGCGGCAAAAAUGGCGAGGAUGCGAGCUAAAGGUCUUGGCUGGACCAGCACGAUAUAG